Pyricularia pennisetigena is the source of this 1266-nucleotide messenger RNA. RefSeq lists its product as uncharacterized. The transcript has a single exon. Gene Ontology annotation, biological process: regulation of alternative mRNA splicing, via spliceosome. The record is from RefSeq and is a predicted model, not a curated record. Lineage: Eukaryota; Fungi; Ascomycota; Sordariomycetes; Magnaporthales; Pyriculariaceae. The coding region runs from base 1 to 1266 and encodes 421 amino acids.
AUGAGCAAGCCACUUUCGUACGGUCUCAACCUCAGCAAAAAACCCGGCUCACAAAAACCAAACCCCGCAAAGCGACGGCCCGUAUUCGGCGACGAUGGCGACUCGGACGAUGAGGACAACCGCACCGGCGCCAAAACCGGACAGGUCGAGGUGAUCACAGAGAUCAGCGACGCCGCAUCGGCAUCAGGAACCGCCGCCAGCAGGCGUGACGUCAAGAUAUCAUCAACAGCAAAGCCCAAACCGGGGCAAAGGCCAUUGUCCGGGGCAAAGGCGCCGGGAGGUGCAGGCAAGCAGGUGCCGAUCUUGGGCGACCUGUCGAGCGCGCUGACGGCGCGCAAGCAUGCGGAGAGCGCCGAGCAAGAGGACCCAUCGAUAUAUGACUACGACGCGGCGUAUGACUCGUUCAAGGCGACGCCUGCAGCGGCAGCGGCGGCCAAGGCGGCGUCGGCGGCGGAGCGCAAGCCGCAGUACAUGGCGAGCCUGAAGAAGAUGGCCGAGGUGCGGGAGAGGGAUCGCAAGAUCGCAGAGGACAAGAAGAUGAAGCGGGAGCGCGAGGCCGAGGGGGAUGAGUUUGCCGACAAGGACAUGUUUGUGACCGAGGCGUAUAAGAAGCAGCAGGAGGAGAACAGGAGGCUGGAGGAGGAGGAGAGGAGGAGAGAGGAGGCAGAGGACAAGCAGAACGAGGCCGGCGGCAUGACGGGCUUCUACAAGCGGCUGCUGGACCAGGGCGACAAGAGACAUGCCGAGAUGAUGAAGGCUGCUGAGGAGGCACAGAAGAACGGUGGACCUCAAAAGACCCAAGAGGACGAACCGGAGGAAAAAGAAAAGACGGACGCCGACGUAGCCCGGGAACUGAACGAGAAGGGUGCCUCGGUAGCCAUCAACGAUGACGGUCAGGUCGUCGACAAGAGGCAGCUGCUGAAGGGCGGGCUCAACCUCGGUGCCAAGAAGAAGACCGAGGGCAAGAAGGACGACGAUCGCGACCGGAGGGAUGAGCGCGACAGGCGAGACCAUGGGGGCAGCAGGGGUUACUUUGGCGGCGGGGGCAAGCAGGCCGCUCGGGAUCGGCAAUCACGCAUGAUGGAAGCUCAGUACGAACAGGCGCUCAAGCGUUCACGGGAGGAGGCCGAGGAGGAGCGCAAGAAGAUUGAACUAGUAUCCAAGAGUCGCAAGACAGAGAGCGAUAUCUCGAGCGCCAAAGAGAGAUAUCUGGCGCGCAAGAGGGCCGAAGCAGAGGCAAAGAAGAACGGCGCGGUAGAUCAGUAA